Molecule: messenger RNA, 4006 nt
Organism: Arvicola amphibius (Eurasian water vole)
Lineage: Eukaryota; Metazoa; Chordata; Mammalia; Rodentia; Cricetidae
Gene: Sema6c
Product: semaphorin 6C
Exons: 21
Coding region: 408-3260 (950 amino acids)
Biological process (GO): negative regulation of axon extension involved in axon guidance; negative chemotaxis; positive regulation of cell migration
Molecular function (GO): semaphorin receptor binding; chemorepellent activity
Source: RefSeq, a predicted model, not a curated record
CUGCGGCGGGAGUAGGGGCUCCCACUCGGACCCAGGACUCUCGUAACCCGACAGCGCCUUGGAGCCUAAACCCAAGCAUCAUCCAGACGGGACGCUCGUCGCUUCUCGCCCGAACCCCAAACACGGAUUGCGAACUCUGUGCGGCGCGGAGCUGGGGGCUGCCUAAUGCUCCCUGGAUCUCGCUGACCCGGAUCUCGGAGCAAGUACCCUGGGAUCAAAGGGCUCCUAUCCCCCUUCAUCCCCCACAGGACCCACCACCCCAGAGGCAGCCUGAUGAGGGAAGAAGGGGAAAGCGGGGCACGUUCAGCCGUUUCUCCUCACCCGUCCUUUCUGUCCUUCGCUCUGCAGAGGGGAGCCAGCGUAUGGGUGAGGGGGUACCCCCUGGGGCUUGAGCUGCCCCGCACAGGAUGCCCCGUGCCCCCCACCCCAUGCCCUUGCUGCUGCUGUUGUGGCUGUCACUCCCCCAUGUCCAGGCUGCCUUUCCCCAGGACCCCAUUCCUCUGGUGACCUCUGACCUGCAAGGUUCUUCUCCAUUAUCCUGGUUCCGGGGCCUGGAGGAGGAUGCUGUGGCUGCAGAACUCGGGCUGGACUUUCAGCGAUUCCUGACCUUGAACCGGACCUUGCUUGUGGCUGCCCGGGAUCACGUUUUCUCCUUCGAUCUUCAAGCCCAAGAAGAAGGGGAGGGGCUGGUGCCCAAUAAGUUUCUGACAUGGAGGAGCCAGGACGUGGAGAACUGUGCUGUUCGGGGAAAGCUCACGGACGAAUGCUACAACUACAUCCGUGUUCUUGUUCCCUGGGACUCGCAGAGGCUCCUUGCCUGUGGAACAAACUCGUUCAGCCCCGUGUGCCGCAGCUAUGGGAUAACUUCGCUGCAACAGGAAGGCGAGGAGCUGAGUGGACAAGCUCGAUGCCCCUUUGAUGCCACCCAGUCAAAUGUGGCCAUCUUUGCAGAGGGCAGUUUGUACUCGGCCACAGCAGCGGAUUUCCAGGCUAGUGAUGCUGUAGUUUACAGAAGCCUUGGAUCACAGCCCCCACUCCGUUCUGCCAAGUAUGACUCCAAGUGGUUGCGAGAGCCACACUUUGUCUAUGCUUUGGAGCACAGAGACCACGUCUACUUCUUCUUCCGAGAGGUUGCUGUAGAGGAUUCCCGGCUGGGGAGGGUGCAGUUUUCUCGGGUAGCCAGGGUGUGUAAACGUGACAUGGGCGGCUCACCUAGGGCCUUGGACCGCCACUGGACUUCCUUCCUUAAGCUGAGGCUCAACUGCUCUGUCCCCGGGGACUCUACCUUCUACUUUGACGUCUUACAGGCCUUAACGGGGCCUGUGAACCUGCAUGGCCGCUCUGCUCUCUUUGGGGUCUUCACUACUCAGACUAACAGCAUUCCUGGGUCUGCAGUCUGCGCCUUCUACCUGGACGACGUUGAGCGUGCCUUUGAGGGCAAGUUUAAGGAGCAGAGGAGUCUGGAUGGGGCCUGGACUCCUGUUUCUGAGGACAGAGUCCCCUCACCCAGGCCAGGGUCCUGUGCAGGUGUGGGUGGAGCUGCCUCGUUCUCCUCCUCUCAAGACCUACCUGAUGCUGUCCUGCUCUUCAUCAAGGCUCACCCACUUCUGGAUCCCGCUGUGCCGCCUGCCACUCACCAGCCUCUCCUCACUCUCACCAGCAGGGCUCUGCUGACCCAGGUAGCUGUGGAUGGCAUGGCUGGGCCGCACAGAAAUACCACAGUCUUGUUUCUUGGGUCCAAUGAUGGGACAGUGCUGAAGGUGUUACCUCCAGGGGGACAGUCUCUGCGACCUGAGCCUGUCAUACUGGAAGAGAUUGAUGCCUACAGCCCUGCCCGGUGCAGUGGGAAGCGCUCGGCCCAAGCUUCACGGCGGAUCAUAGGGCUGGAGCUGGACACCGAGGGUCACAGGCUCUUUGUGGCCUUUCCUGGAUGCAUCGUCUACCUCCCUCUCAGCCGCUGUGCCAGGCAUGGGGCAUGUCAGAGGAGCUGUCUGGCUUCUCAGGACCCAUACUGUGGGUGGCAUCGACUGAAAGGCUGUGUGAGCAUCAGGGGACCUGGUGGGACUGAUGUGGAUAUGACUGGGAACCAGGAAUCCAUGGAGCACGGUGACUGCCAAGAUGGAGCUACUGGGAGUCAGUCUGGCCCUGGGGAUUCUGCUUAUGUGCAUCUGGGUCCUGGCCCUUCCCUUGAGACCCCCAGUCCCCCCAGUGAUGCCCACCCAGGGCCCCAGUCUUCCACUCUUGGAGCUCACACGCAGGGCGUGCGCAGGGACCUUCCCCCAGCUUCAGCCUCCCGCUCCAUCCCCAUACCACUCCUCCUGGCCUGCGUGGCGGCGGCCUUCGCCCUGGGCGCCUCAGUCUCCGGCUUCUUGGUGUCCUGUGCUUGUCGCCGAGCGCGUCGCCGUCGGAGCAAGGACAUCGAGAGCCCGGGGCUGCCGCGCCCUCUCUCCCUCCGCAGUCUGGCCCGGCUGCACGGUGGCGGUCCUGAGCCCCCGCCUCCGCCCAAGGAUGGAGAUGCUGCGCAAACGGCCCAGCUCUACACCACCUUCCUGCCUCCGCCCGAUGGCGGACCCCCACCGGACCUCGCCUGCCUGCCCACCCCCGAGUCCACGCCCGAACUGCCGGUGAAGCACCUCCGUGCCUCCGGGGGGCCCUGGGAGUGGAACCAGAACGGGAACAACGCGUCGGAGGGCCCCGGCCGCCCGGCGGGCUGCAGUGCGGCGGGCGGGCCCGCGCCGCGGGUGCUGGUGCGGCCGCCCCCGCCGGGCUGCCCGGGGCAGGCGGUGGAGGUGACCACGCUGGAGGAACUGCUGCGCUACCUGCACGGCCCGCAGCCGCCCAGGAAGGGCGCCGAACAGCUCGCUCCGGCCGCGUUCAGCUCGCGGCCGCCCGCCCCGGCCCCCAGCCCGCUGCCGCGGGACUGCGUGCCGCCGCUCAGGCUCGACGUGCCCCCCGAGGGCAAGCGCGCGGCUCCCGGCGGGCGGCCCGCCCUCUCGGCCCCCGCGCCGCGCCUGGGCGUCGGCCGCAGGUUGCCCUUCCCCACGCACCGCGCGCCCCCGGCGCUGCUCACGCGCGUGCCCUCGGGGGGCCCGGCUAGGUACUCCGGGGGGCCCGGGAGGCACCUCCUGUACCUGGGCCGGCCCGACGGCUACCGCGGCCGCUCCCUGAAGAGGGCGGACGUGAAGUCCCCGCUGACCCCCAAGCCGCCCCUCGCCGCCUCGACGCCGCCCGCGCCGCACGGCGGCCAUUUUAACUUCUGACAGAAGCUGCUAGCGCCGGUGCGGGCGCCGGAGGCCCAGGCCCGCGAUGGCCGCCGGCCUUUCCGGACUCCGAGAGUCUCCCGGGGCCCGCUCUCGCCUCGGUUUAUUUAUUGACUGUCGUUCCCCUGUCCCGGCGAGGCCAGCGAGAGGCGCGGAGCUCGCCGCGACCCGGCCGCCCCCCACUCCCCGCUCCCUCCCUUCCAGCCAUGCUGCCUUAACUCGCCGCCCCGGGCUCCCGCGGACGGGGCCCCGGGCGGGCCGGCGGGGCUGAAGCCGCGCCUGUGUACAGGGUCCUCGGGCCUCCUGGGCCGGGACGUGCCGCCUCCUACUGUGUAGGAGCCCCGGCUUCCCAAUACAGCCAUGUCCGCCCCCCCAGCCGCUGCCUGACUUUUCUCACGGAGCGGGAGGGACAGGAGGGCGGGCCGCCUGGCCCUCUGGGUGCCUGUGCCCCUGAAUGUCUGCCUCCGCUUCACCUCGGCCCCCAGGUCUCUCCGGAGUAAUUGGCUUGGCGGCUCUCCCAUCGGGGUUAAUCAGGAAAGGUUUCCUGAAGGAGGCAAGAGAAGACAUGGUGUGUGGGGAUGAGGCAGGGCCCAGGAGAGCCGGGGUACCGUUGGGGUGCGGCGGAAGGCGCUCAGCUCAGCAGGUUUCUGAAUAGAGGGCAGGCACCUUUUCACGGCCUACACUAUGGGGUGGGAGAGGGAACUUUUGGAGAAAUAAAACGAAGCUGCUGCGUGAUUUGGAUUUCA